AUGUCCCGGCACCAGGAGCUGCCAAAUUACUCAAUCUUCAACGAUUGUGGGUUUUCCGUAAAUUGUGACCACGUCCUCACCUGCUUCGGCUGCCGCCCUCAGGGCGGCGAGAACGACCUCAACCACCUCAGCCUCGUCUUCCUCCAGGUCAUCGGGCAGUUCGCCGCCAACCUAGAAAAGCCUCUCCCGCCGCCCGCUGUUAAGCAACCACCCAACCAUCGGAUAGUCGUUCCGACUUCGGCGGCACCAGCUACACGGCCGCGGGGCCCGGCAUCCCGGGCAGCGCGUGCCACACCAUCCCCAAGGGGCACCGGUACCGCGCCGCGCCAAUCACCUAAUUACUACGCCUACGACCGGCAGACCAACCCCACCACGCGAUGCACCCUGCAGUUGUUUGAAGGCUUCGACUGUGAUGGCAUGAUUGGGCCGUCGUUUAGUUCUGAUGCUAAGAAGGCGCUGUAG
This is a messenger RNA of Chaetomium globosum CBS 148.51, 462 nucleotides long. RefSeq lists its product as uncharacterized. The transcript has 2 exons. The record is from RefSeq and is a predicted model, not a curated record. NCBI's taxonomy places the organism in Eukaryota, Fungi, Ascomycota, Sordariomycetes, Sordariales, Chaetomiaceae. Bases 1 to 462 code for a protein of 153 amino acids.